AUGCCUCAAUGCUGUUUCGCUGGCUGUCACAACAGAACUGACGAUGGUCGGGGCCUAUCCUUCUUUCGAUUUCCUCGAAGGGAUCUAGCACGUACAGCUGCUUGGGUAGUAGCCUGUGGUCGGAAAGACUUUUCUCCGUCUCAGCACUCAAGGGUUUGUUCUCGACACUUUUCCGCCGUGGAUUUUGAUCGAGAUGCCAGGCAUGAUUCCAAUGGCGGUGUGCAUCGUAGGUUGAGGCUUAAAGACACUGCUGUACCCACUACGAAUCCUGUGGAUAAUCCCUGGCAGAAUACGGACAAUAUGGUCGGGAGAAAGUCCAAAUCGAGAGAUAAUUCCAAUGUGAUCGCCAAAUUAUUUCCGUCUGCUCCACCAGGUGAGUUGCAUUUUACCUAA
Rodentolepis nana is the source of this 393-nucleotide messenger RNA. Lineage: Eukaryota; Metazoa; Platyhelminthes; Cestoda; Cyclophyllidea; Hymenolepididae. The record is from the annotation of a GenBank genome assembly.